AUGAGGGACACGCUUAUCCCCAAGGUACGUGGUGUCCCAUUUCCCCCCAGCAUCUCAUUCUCCCAGCCAGCAAGUGGUGUUUGUGUCGCUUUUGUGAAUCCUCAGAGGCGACACGUCAUGCGGCCAACAACUCGUAUCACAAAUCCUCUAAUUCUCAAGUUCCUGACGAUAAAGCGCCCGCCCGACGCCAGCCGGGCGGAGUUUUUUGUCCACGCUGAGGCGUUUGCCGCCCUCGUGCACCUCGAGUUUGUCUCCAUUCAGGGCGCAGUGACCACCAUCCUCACGUUGCUACGCAAGCCGGACAACCGUUGCGCUGCAGUGACCAUGCUGGGGAAGACUGUUGAGCUCUGUGCUCCCCAGCUAGUGGCUCAGGGCGACCCAGGCAAGAUGGAGGAGUUGAGGAAAGCCGUGUUGGGACUCAAAGAAGAGGCAUUCCGCUACGAUGUCAAUUACGUGAGGGACAGCCUCGGUUGGACAGACAGCCCAAUCACCUCCACCACCUCUCCUGCUCCUGCCGCUACAGCCGCUACAGCCGCUACAGGCGCUCUUCCCGCCGUCCCCCAUGCUACAGCCGCUCUUUCUGCCGCCAUGCUGGUCCCGGUCGACUCCUAUCACGGGCAUCUGCACACCAUCCUGGCAGUGGGGGUGGACAACAACAGCGGGGCGGCAGCAUCACACCAUCACUCAUCCAUCUCAUCCCCAUGCUCCCUGUGCUUCUCCCAUCAUCAUCUCUUUCCAUCAGCCAUGCUGGUCCCUGUCGACUCCUACCACGGGCAUCAGCACACCAUCCUGGCAGUGGGUGUGGACAGCAACAGUGGGGCGACGUGGAGUGCAGCGAUGGACGGCAGCCUCAUCAUGUGGGGGGCCGACGGCAAGCCCCGUCAGUCUCUCCUGCUCGGUUCACACUAUGUGUGUGGAAUGGACCUUCUAUACUCGCCCCCAUCUCUGCUGCUCGCAGCGGCACCAAGGGACGACAUGAGCGAGGGUCAAGCAGCCUCCCACCCUGUUGCCCCUUGCAUCCUGCAACUCACGGGGGACGAGGGGGCAGGGGGAGGGGCAGGGGGGGGGGGAGGAGGGGGAGGGUGGCAAGUGACUGGGCGGCUUGACCGCAAUCAGACGAGUGUGAUAUCGUGUAUCAAGGCCAUAGGAAUUCACCCUGAUCUGGCAUUCAUCACGGCCGAAAGCAUGGCUCCAUCCGACGGCUCUCCUGCCUCCCCGCGCGACCGCAUAUGCUGCUAUGACUUGACUGGGGCGCCAUUCUCAAGCCUGCACCCUGUCAGGCAGUACACAGAGCACGAGGACCUGAUCACGUGUCUCACAGUCUUCCCCCCCAACCCCAACCUCUUCCUCUCGGGCUCUCGGGACACCACCAUUCGCCUCUGGGAUCGCCGCGCCUCCAACGCCGUUGUGGCAUCGGGCGGCAUGGAUGGUUACCUGAAACUCUGGGACCUCCGCUCCCUGCACUCCCUCGGGAACUCCCCGCCUCUCGGUUCGCUGAACCUGGACGAAUCCCCCAUACUCAAGCUGGCCAGUAGCAUGCUGCCAGGUGUCGUCGCUGUGAGCACUGUGAGGGGGCUGUACUUGGCUGAUCUGAGUGGCAGUGUGGGGCCGAGUGGUGGUGGUGUUGCCAGGCUGGCAGGGGGGUUUCAGGAUGGCCGGCAGCCCGGUCGGUAUCAUGAUAUCAAGUGGGCACAUGGGCGGCGGCUGCUGUUUGCUGGUGGAGAUGCAAUGCGGGUGGAUGUGUAUGGGUUGCAAUGA
Closterium sp. Yama58-4 is the source of this 1758-nucleotide messenger RNA. Lineage: Eukaryota; Viridiplantae; Streptophyta; Zygnematophyceae; Desmidiales; Closteriaceae. The record is from the annotation of a GenBank genome assembly.